This is a messenger RNA of Heterocephalus glaber (naked mole-rat), 4094 nucleotides long. RefSeq names its product ubiquitin specific peptidase 8 (gene Usp8). Gene Ontology annotation, biological process: protein deubiquitination. The record is from RefSeq and is a predicted model, not a curated record. Gene Ontology annotation, molecular function: cysteine-type deubiquitinase activity. Lineage: Eukaryota; Metazoa; Chordata; Mammalia; Rodentia; Bathyergidae.
GAUACGCGACGCGUCGCCACGCAAUGAAAAUCGGGAAAAGGGGCCGAGCCGGCUGGCUUCCGUUGAGACGACGACUGCCGCGGCUUCCUCAGGCGGUUGCCGAUGGGUCCCAGCCGCGCAGGCCGGCGCUAGCGAGGCGGCCGGCGCACGGAAAGAAUUAUUUUUCAUCCAUUCUGAAAGUGUAAAGUAAAGCUUAUUCAUCAUGCCUGCUGUGGCUUCAGUUCCUAAAGAACUCUAUCUCAGUUCUUCGCUAAAAGACCUCAAUAAGAAGACAGAAGUUAAGCCAGAGAAAAUCAGCACUAAGAAUUAUGUGCACAGUGCUCUGAAGAUCUUCAAGGCAGCAGAAGAAUGCAGAUUAGACCGCGAUGAGGAAAGGGCUUAUGUACUGUAUAUGAAAUAUGUGACUGUUUAUAACCUUAUCAAAAAGAGACCUGAUUUCAAGCAACAGCAGGACUACUUUCAUUCAAUACUCGGACCUGCAAACAUCAAAAAAGCUAUUGAAGAAGCUGAAAGACUCUCUGAAAGCCUUAAACUGAGAUAUGAAGAAGCUGAAGUUCGGAAAAAGCUCGAAGAGAAGGACAGACAGGAAGAGGAGCAGUUCCAGCAGCAGAAGCGGCAGGAAGCAGGAAGAGAGGACGGCAGUGCAGCAGCUAAAGGUUCUCUGGAGAAUGUAUUGGAUUCCAAAAACAAAUCCCAAAAGAUCAAUGGUGAAAAGAGUGAAAAAAAAGAAACUGCAGAGAAAGGAGCAGUCACAGCAAAGGAACUGUACACAAUGAUGACAGAUAAAAACAUCACCCUGAUGAUAAUGGACACACGAAGAAUGCAGGAUUACCGGGAUUCCUGUAUUGCAGAUUCUGUCUGUGUCCCGGAAGAGGCCAUCAGUCCAGGAGUCACUGCUACUUGGAUUGAAGCAAACCUCCCAGAGGAUUCUAAAGACACAUGGAAGAAGAGGGGGAAUGUGGAUUAUGUGGUACUUCUUGACUGGUUUAGUUCUGCAAAAGAUUUACAGCUUGGAACAACUCUACAGAGUCUGAAAGAUGCACUUUUCAAGUGGGAAAGUAAAACUGUCCUGCGCCAUGAGCCCUUGGUUUUGGAGGGAGGCUAUGAAAACUGGCUUCUGUGCUAUCCCCAGUACACAACAAAUGCUAAGAUCACUCCACCCCCACGAGGCAGGAGCGAAGAGGUGUCUGUCUCAUUGGAUUUCACUUAUCCCUCACUGGAAGAAUCAGUUCCUUCCAAACCUCCUGCUCAGAUGCCACCGCCUCAUCCAGAAGUAAAUGAAAACACAGAAUUGACAGGUGAUGAAGGAGAACUGAGUGCAUUAAUGCCAGCUGAACCAGUUGCUGCUUCCAGAGCUGAUGUUUCACCUACAGUUCAGCCAGUGCCUAUUAUAAAGAAUGUUCCGCAGAUUGAUCGUAGUAAAAAACCAGCAGUCAGAUUGCCCGAAGAUCAUAGAGUAAAAUCUGAGAGUACAGACCAUGAGCAGCAGCAGUCUCCUCAGAAUGGAAAAGCCAUUCCCGACCGCUCCACCAAGCCAGCGUUUCCCCCUGCAGCUGCUGUGUUUUCGGAUGAAGAGAAAGCCCGGAUUCAUGCAGAAGCCUCUUUGCUCAUGGAGAAAAGCAAGCAAGAAAAAGGACUUCGAGGAAGGCAGCCCGAGGAACAGAAAGAGAAGCUAAGCGGGGACGAACAAGAACAAAAAGCCAGAAAGAAACAAGAAGCUGAAGAAAGUGAAAUCCCAGAAAGUCAAGAAAAAGCAAAAGAAAUGGAGAAGAGAGAAAGUGAACAAGCCAAGAAGGAAGAUAAGGAAACUUCAGCAAAGAGGGGCAAAGAAACAACAGGAUUAAAAAGACAGAGUAAAAGCGAACAUGAAACUUCUGAUGCCAAGAAGUCUGUGGAAGACAGGGGGAAAAGGUGUCCAACUCCAGAAGUGCAGAGAAAGCCAGUAGGAGACACCUCUGUGUCUGUGGCGGGAGAUGCAAGUGCAGGCAAGGCUCAAAGGGAGCCUUUGACGAGAGCACGGAGCGAAGAAAUGGGGAGGAUCGUCCCAGGACUGCCUUCCGGUUGGGCCAAGUUUCUGGACCCGAUCACUGGAACCUUCCGUUAUUAUCAUUCACCCACCAACACUGUCCAUAUGUACCCACCAGAAAUGGCUCCUUCCUCUGCUCCUCCUUCCAUCCCCCCGACUCACAAAGCCAAGCCCCAGGUUCCUGCCGAGUGGGACAAGGACCCCUCCAAACUGAAGCGCUCCUACUCCUCCCCAGACAUCACCCAGUCUGUGCCAGAGGACGGGAGGAGGAAGCCCGCAGUAACACCAGCUGUGAAUCGGGAGAACAAGCCAACAUGCUGCCCCAAAGCCGAGAUCUCCAGGCUCUCUGCCUCUCAGAUCCGAAACCUCAAUCCUGUCUUCGGAGGGUCUGGACCAGCCCUCACUGGACUUCGGAACUUAGGAAAUACGUGCUACAUGAACUCCAUCCUGCAGUGCCUGUGCAAUGCACCGCACCUGGCUGAUUAUUUCAACCGGAACUAUUAUCAGGAUGAUAUUAACAGGUCAAAUUUGUUGGGGCAUAAAGGAGAAGUGGCAGAAGAGUUCGGUAUAAUCAUGAAAGCGCUAUGGACAGGUCAGUAUAGGUACAUCAGUCCAAAAGACUUUAAAAUCACCAUCGGGAAGAUCAAUGACCAGUUCGCAGGAUACAGCCAGCAAGAUUCACAAGAGCUGCUCCUCUUCCUCAUGGAUGGUCUCCAUGAGGACCUAAAUAAAGCUGACAACCGGAAGAGACAUAAAGAAGAGAACAAUGAUCACCUCGAUGACUUCAAAGCUGCAGAACAUGCUUGGCAGAAACAUAAGCAGCUCAAUGAAUCUAUUAUCGUUGCACUCUUUCAGGGUCAGUUCAAAUCCACAGUACAGUGCCUCACUUGUCACAGAAAGUCCAGGACAUUUGAGGCCUUCAUGUAUUUGUCUCUGCCACUAGCAUCCACAAGUAAAUGUACACUACAGGAUUGCCUUAGAUUAUUUUCCAAGGAAGAAAAACUCACAGAUAACAAUAGGUUUUACUGCAGUCACUGCAGAGCUCGGCGGGAUUCUCUCAAAAAGAUAGAAAUCUGGAAGUUGCCACCUGUGCUUCUGGUGCAUCUGAAACGUUUUUCCUACGAUGGCAGAUGGAAGCAGAAAUUACAAACAUCCGUGGACUUCCCACUAGAAAAUCUUGAUUUGUCACAGUAUGUUAUUGGUCCAAAGCACAGCCUGAAGAAGUACAGCCUGUUUUCUGUUUCAAAUCACUACGGCGGGCUGGACGGAGGCCACUACACUGCUUACUGUAAAAACGCAGCCAGACAGCGGUGGUUUAAGUUUGAUGAUCACGAAGUUUCUGAUAUCUCUGUUUCUUCUGUGAAGUCAUCAGCAGCGUAUAUUCUCUUUUAUUCUUCACUGGGACCACGAGCAGCUGAUGUAACCACAUAAGGAGACCUAGGUGACAUGCUAGUUAGGUUCUCAGAAGCUCAACCACACAACUCCUGAACUGCUUAAAGAGGUAAUAGGAACCCAGGUGGACCAUGUAGAGGACUCUGGGCCCAGGAGCUAAGUUACUAGACUCUAUCAUUGAGGCCAGUGCUGUCACCAGAACCAAUGACAAACGUUAGCAAGUAUUGCGGUAAGCAUCCCUUACAGGUACCAGUUAUUUCAAAACAACUUUUUAAGUCUGCUCCAAAGUUAAAAUAAUUAACUAGCAAAGCAUUAUUAUACUACUGGUCGAAGAACCGCUGUAACCUUCACUUUCCUUUUCACUGUUAUGGCCUUUUCACAUUUCUAACCCAGCUUGAUCUGCUACGAUACUCUAGAAUGAUGGGGAGCAGAUAGGGAUGUGCGUGUACAUCUUUAUUGCACACUUGCACAUGGGGGCACUGUACAUAGUUCAAUGUGCUCUUUUUGUGACGCCUACAGCUCAGAGGACUGCGUGUGUGUUUGUUUUUGGCCUAUCCUGAGUAACUGCAGUGCUUUCUUAGGGAAAUGACAGGGCAAAACUGUUUUUCUGUUGGCUUUGGGCUGUAUUUGUGCACUAAAUCUUUAUUCUAAAAAAAUAAAAGGAAACUUUCUUUAA